AGGCUUGCCCAGCACGACUUUAACUCGAGUAUGACUGCAAGUCUCACGAGCUAAGCCUGUCCAUUUUCAAGCACGCUAGACUCGUGACCAUUCUGUCUAUUGUUGGGCAAGCCGGGGCCCGGGCAGACAAUUCGCCAAUCUACUUAAUUUCCGAGCCAGAGCUCAGCGCUAGCACCCAGCACUACCUCUAAGUACUACGACACUACGAGAUCUAAGUGGUUCAUUUUGGGCGGUUUAUCAUGGAUCCAGUGACCAAAAGUUCUGAGUCUGAUGUCCCUGCGACGCUGACGGAUCCAGCUCGCGAAGCUGCCGAAGAGUCUAGGACAGGGACCGCUAUAUUGACGCAUGGACAAGUCGCGACACCUAGGCGGCCUACAUCCGAGUCUACUGUCACACCCUUGCCCGCUAGACCUCUCUCGUACGCCGAUCACACACAAGCCGUAGAGUUCGGCGCUGGCUCUAGUUCAACGCAGGCGGACCCUACUCUUCAACCAUCAGAGAAGCAUUUGUCGUCGAAAACAGAUGACCCAUAUCCUGCUAGGUACUCAAGGCACGGUGCCCAAACCCGGGCCUCUUCGGGAGAAUUUGACCACCUCGCGCGUGGAACGAGUAGGGGUAGAGAUUUCCUCCCUCGGAGGGCGACUUUGUUGGCACAGCGGUAUCCCAGUAUCCCAAGUGACUUGGUUCCAAAGACUACCUUGCAGCCCAACCGCACCGUCGGGGACCGCCUACAACCAACUGUCACCGCAGCUGAAGAUGAAAGAGCCAAGUACGCAAAAAAAGCGAUGUGGACAGGCUAUGCGCUGAACAUUGCCAUCGGUCUGCAGGUUCUUCUCGCUAGCCUGACUACUGGUUUAUCUGCUGUCGCAGUUGGAAAACAGGGCUCCGUCGUGAUCGUAAUACUUGGGGCGCUUGCUACUUUAGUCGCAUCAUACCUUGCUCGUAUGCGUGGUUCAAACGAACCAGAGCUUUCAACCACCCGAGUAAAAGACCUUGACCAAUUUCUACGAGACUGCAGGGCGUUCCAGCUAGAUCACGGGAACGAAUAUGGUACCGCUGAGAAUGGGCUCAAUAAAAGAGUGGAGGAGUUCCGGUCCAGAUUCGAGGAACUGCUUGGGAAUGGAGAUGGUCAACGAAAACUGUCUUCCGUUUAAUCUUUCUGUGCCGUAACCCUCUCUAUGUUGAUCGGAAUCUCGUAUAAUUUUGUCUGCUGUCGAGUUGUAUUGCAUCGGAUUUCAUUUUCGCUGUGGCCAUUGUUACAUUAUUUGUUUACUCAGUAGGAAACCCUAGCGAUUCCCUCCAAUUCUACCGAUUGGUAGUGAAAUUGCCUUC
Messenger RNA from Suillus discolor, 1332 nucleotides. RefSeq lists its product as uncharacterized. The coding region runs from base 240 to 1154 and encodes 304 amino acids. NCBI's taxonomy places the organism in Eukaryota, Fungi, Basidiomycota, Agaricomycetes, Boletales, Suillaceae. The transcript has 7 exons. The record is from RefSeq and is a predicted model, not a curated record.